AUGAACUUAUCGAAACUCGUCGCUGCCUGCCUUCUCAGCCUCGCUCUCGCAGUCUUUGCGCUACCAACCACCAACAAGGUCCCCAACUUGUCCACACGAGAUGUGGAGCCUGUAUCCUACGCAAAUGACCUGAGCGCCCGAUGGGCAGACGAUCAUCUCGAGGAGCGUAAGCUAUUAAGCAAGCCUCGUGCAAUCCUGAGAAAGACUCUCAACAGACGGUGCUCACUCAAGAUGGGUAAAGAGCUCGGGUACUUCGGCCAAGUGGGCACCGUUAUAGGCCUACCAGAAGCUGGUGAUACGCGGAACAGGUACAAAGUUCACUUCGUUUCUCGAAGGUGGGACAACGAGGACCACCCGAUUACCGCAGAGUGUCACUACUUCAGACCUACGAAAACCUUUAUGUAA
Messenger RNA from Dacryopinax primogenitus, 405 nucleotides. RefSeq lists its product as uncharacterized. Bases 1 to 405 code for a protein of 134 amino acids. The record is from RefSeq and is a predicted model, not a curated record. NCBI's taxonomy places the organism in Eukaryota, Fungi, Basidiomycota, Dacrymycetes, Dacrymycetales, Dacrymycetaceae. The transcript has 3 exons.